Camelina sativa (false flax) is the source of this 816-nucleotide messenger RNA. Its product is annotated as transcription factor bHLH118. Gene Ontology annotation, molecular function: protein dimerization activity; DNA-binding transcription factor activity, RNA polymerase II-specific; RNA polymerase II transcription regulatory region sequence-specific DNA binding. Gene Ontology annotation, cellular component: RNA polymerase II transcription regulator complex. The record is from RefSeq and is a predicted model, not a curated record. NCBI's taxonomy places the organism in Eukaryota, Viridiplantae, Streptophyta, Magnoliopsida, Brassicales, Brassicaceae. Gene Ontology annotation, biological process: regulation of transcription by RNA polymerase II.
UAACAAAUCCCUGACUAGACCAGAUCCCAGAUGCACAAGAUUAGAUUCCCCUGUCUCACAUCAUCAUCACAUCAUCAUGAUCAUCAUCAUCAUUACAAGAAACAUCUUUGUACAAAAUAACUAACCUAAAGACAAGUAGAGGUUUCAAUGAACGAUCUUCCAGAGAAGAGAGGAAGGCCUAGUAAAAAAUUGAGAGUUAGUAGUGAUCAAAACAUGGAGAGGAUACUACACAAAGAAGUUGAGAAACAAAGGAGACUAGAAAUGGCUUCUCUUUACGCGUCUCUCCGCUCUCGUCUCCCUCUUGAGUUCAUCCAGGGAAAGCGUUCGACGUCAGAUCAAGUGAACGGGGCAGUGAAUUACAUAGAGUACUUGCAGAGGAAUAUCAAGGACAUGAGCUCCAAGAGAGAUGACCUCAUUUUAUUGUAUGGACGAAGCAUUGGGAGUAGUAAUGAACAAAGCUGGAAUGAGAUUUCGAAUCAUGUCGUGAUUCGUCCGUGUUUAGUCGGCGUAGAAAUCGUGUUUAGCAUUCUCCAAACGCCGUUCUCAAGCGUUCUGAAAGUGCUUCGUGAACGCGGUCUCUGUGUUCUUGGCUGCAUCUCCUCCAAUGUAAAUGAUAGACUCAUUCACACUUUACAGGCUGAGGUCAACGAUAUGGCUUUGAUCGACUUAGCAGACCUUAAGGUUGCACUUACCCUAAUGAAGUAAACGGGUUUUCAGUAGAUUCCAUCAUAUCAUAGCUUCUCAAAUAAAGAACAAUGUAAUAUGUAAAUGGUUUCUUAGUACUUGUCCUAUGUAUUUCUCUACUUUUAAAGAAUU